This is a messenger RNA of Hypomesus transpacificus, 1350 nucleotides long. Its product is annotated as phospholipase A and acyltransferase 3-like. Gene Ontology annotation, molecular function: glycerophospholipid phospholipase A1 activity; A2-type glycerophospholipase activity. Lineage: Eukaryota; Metazoa; Chordata; Actinopteri; Osmeriformes; Osmeridae. The coding region runs from base 440 to 931 and encodes 163 amino acids. Gene Ontology annotation, cellular component: cytoplasm. The record is from RefSeq and is a predicted model, not a curated record. The transcript is spliced from 3 exons. Gene Ontology annotation, biological process: N-acylphosphatidylethanolamine metabolic process.
AUUAUAAUGGUAACCUGCGGCAGCUCCCUGCUUGUCAGCGAGGGUCUGGAGUGUCUUUACAGCAAGAUAUGAACUAUAUUACGAGGGAUGAGAAAGCACAUCACAAAAAGGCUUCUCGAUGGUGUAACAGAAGAACAUUGUGUGCUAUAACAGGUUUCAUCAAUGGUAAAGUGGCGAAGAUAUCUGACAUUGUCUUUCAUCUGUACGAACUGUAAUGUCAUUGUCCCCAAAAUGGUAAGUCAACAUAAAGAAAAAAUGCAAUUAAUAAUCGCUUCAGGUCCGGUUGUCUUGGAGCUGGUUAGUUUUCAUUAUCUUUUGGUGUUGUUUUGGUUGUCACAUUUGAAGCGUAAAGGCAAUGAAAAUAAUCACGCUUAAUUGUAUUAGUACGACUGUAUUAUACGUUUGAAUAGUUUACUUGGUUAUUAGGCCAUAUCUGAUCAUGUAUUAUGCUUAUUUGACGGAGCCCGAGCCUGGCGAUCUGAUUGAGAUAUUCCGGGGGACAUAUCAGCACUGGGCUUUGUAUCUUGGCGAAGGUGACAUCAUCCACCUGUGUCCUCCUACUGAGGCUGCCGACGCUGGUCUUCGGAGCCUGAUGUCUGUGCUGUGUGACCGGGCCGUGGUGACCAGGGAAGGCCUGGUGGAGGUGGUGGGGCAGAGCAGGUUCCACGUCAACAACCAGCUGGACAGUAAACACAAGCCCCGCAAAGUGUGCGCUAUCCUGAGGGACGCUCACAGCCUGCUGGGUCUGGAGAUGCCCUACUGCAUCCUGAGAGGGAACUGCGAACAUUUUGUCACUCAGCUGAGAUACGGGCAGGCGGAGUCCCAACAGAUUCAUUAUGCUGUUGGUGUCGGUGUUGGGACAGUGGCUGUUGGUAUGAAGGCACUAACUGCAGCUUCAAACUUAUCUUGCAUCAGAACAAUAGAACAAUAGAGAAACCUUCUAGCGUUCUAACAGGACUCAUUGGAAACCCUGAAUGUGCCUCAUUCAAGAUUUACAGACAAUACAGUUUAGCCACAGAGCAAACUACUGUAGCUGACUUUCAUGUUAUGAGACUGCACUCGUCAGAUGAGACUAAGUGCCUAUACUUAUGGCCUGUGUAUGUUUGUCUCACAAGGACCCAGUGAGUGGAUGUAAUGCCUUGCAGCAGUGUUGGUUACUGACUUGAUACAUCAACACAAUAUGUAAACCCAAAUCCCAAAAUUAUGUAUUUCAUUCAUGUAAAAAAUUGAAUUAUUUUUCGAUGUAUUAAACAUGAUUGUCUUGGUGAUAAAGUGUACUAACACUGUAACUAGUUGUAACAACUAAAAUAAUAAGAUAAUGAAAAGAAUAAAUAAACAGUUUUGAAAUUG